This is a messenger RNA of Cryphonectria parasitica EP155, 234 nucleotides long. RefSeq lists its product as uncharacterized. The transcript has a single exon. Lineage: Eukaryota; Fungi; Ascomycota; Sordariomycetes; Diaporthales; Cryphonectriaceae. The annotation marks the transcript as partial. The record is from RefSeq and is a predicted model, not a curated record.
UACGAGCCUUCUCUAUACAAUCACUUGGAGCAUCAGAACAACCCCAAUAUACGUACUCAGGGUAUUAAGAACAUGUUCGAUUCCUUUGAAAGCUUCGAAAAAGCUCUCAAAGAAACCUUUGAUAAUUCCAACGAAGAACGCACUACAGCUCAGCAACUUAUGGAUCUUAGGCAGAUCAAGUUAGCUUCUGCUUAUAUAGUUAGAUUCAAACAGCUCUUAGCAAGACUUUUAUGA